AUGAAACUGCUCGACAUGAGGGCCUUCGAGUUGAAAUCAACGAUUCACGAUGUGCUCGACCGUGUUUGGGAUUCCCUAGUACGGAUAGACCGAGAGAACAAAAAUAUUGCUGUAUUUCAAAGUCAUGAAGAUGAGCAGAUGAGUUUAGCCGAUGCCGUUGUAGGUCUAAAGGCGUAUAAGGAACUUGAUCAAAAAAUGACUUCAUUUUGGCAUGGCAUCGACCAAACUGUUGUCGGUCCACGCACCAACAUUGAAGCUCAGGAGCUGCCCAAGAUCCGAUUAGAGGGUUCGUAUUUAACUCUUGACGGGAGCGCAGAUAGAUCUAUCACCGCUUUAUUUUCCGACCUAGACCAGGUGAUGACCUAUCUAUCUGAGCGUUUACCGGAAGAGUUGGUAUACUCCUUAUCCAACGUAAUGAUGCAAGACCUUGUCCCUCGGCUUAUAAGCACUUGGCUAGACAUAGCAGUUCCAGCAUCUCUAAAAGAAAUGGACGAGUUUCAACAUGUUACAGAAGUUGUAAAAGCAUUCUGCAACCGUUUGCGGGGUUUAAAACUUUCUGGGUUCGAAGAGCUACAGGAGUGGGUUGAUGAUGCUCCGAGGGUGUGGUUAUCCAAAUGUAAAGAAACUGCAUUAGACACCGUUCGUACGAGGCUGUCCCGAGGACUCGGCCAAUCGAAGGAAGUAGAACGUGUCGAAACUCAAUCCGUCACGCGGUCCGAAGGUAAGGAAUUAGUUGCCAACGGUGUUGGCCCUUCAAAUGAUGAUGAUGACUGGGGCGCAGCGUGGGAUGAUGGGGAGACAGAUACUCAAAAAGACACCAAUUUAAAACCAGAGGCAAACGAAGAUGACGGAACUGAUGCGUGGGGUUGGGGUGAAGAUGAUACUGUAGUCGAACAACUUCAAACGGAACCAGCAGCUGAGGAAGACCCUGCGGCAGCAUGGGGAUGGGGUGAAGAGGAUACGAUGGAAACAGUCCCUGAAGAGCCGACAUCGAAAUCUCAACCUUCAAACACACAGACUCGUGAGUUGACGUUAAAAGAAACUUAUAAUAUUUCUUCUAUGCCAGAGCCGGUCCUAGCACUUGUCUCGGCUAUUCUUGAAGAUGCAGCCUCGCUCGUUGGGAGUGACGGCAACCCGAUGGCGUCAACAGCCGGUGGUCUCUUUUCAUUACCAACCCUUGUCCUUGCUAUGUUCCGCGCCGUGUCACCAUACUACUAUACUCUUAAUACAGGCGGUAAUAUGUUCCUAUAUAAUGACGCGAUAUAUCUUUCCGAACGGCUUUCGGACCUCGCUAAGGACUGGAAAACCCGCGAAGAUCUAACGCCUCGUGCGAUUGCGAUGCUCCGCCUCGACAAUGAUAUCAAGGCACUCCAGUCUUUCGCAACUCGUGCCUACUCGUCCGAGAUGUCUACACAGAGAACAGUUUUGAGGGAUUUACUUGGUGGUUCUCAGAAUCUUCUCCAGCAGGACGGGCUCGCUACUUCCGACCUAGAAGCACAAGUCGACAGCGCAACCGGGCACGUGCGUGCCCUCGCCGCAACAUGGUCUACUAUUCUAUCGAAAUCAGCCUGGAGCCAAGCCGUAGGCUCACUGGUCGAUACCCUCGCCGCGAAACUUGUCUCCGACGUCAUGGACCUGGCAGGCAUCGGCCAAGAUGAAGCGUACAACAUUGCGAGCCUAAUCGUGCGCAUCACGGAGCUUGACGAGCUAUUCCUUCCUCCAGGAGCACCAAAGGACGCAGUCCCCACUACAUCCGAGUACGCCAGCAGUUGGCUAAGGCUCAAGUACCUCAGCGAAGUGCUGCAGAGCAAUCUCCAGGACGUACGUUAUUUGUGGAUGGAAAGCGAGCUUAGUCUAUAUUUUUCAGUUGAAGAAGUGGUCGAGUUGAUCGGCCUGAGUUUUGUGGAUAAUGCACGGACGAGAGAGAUCGUCAAAGAGAUCGAAGCACAUCCACAACCGCUUAGAGCGAGGUGA
Messenger RNA from Daldinia childiae, 1974 nucleotides. RefSeq lists its product as uncharacterized. Gene Ontology annotation, cellular component: RZZ complex. The record is from RefSeq and is a predicted model, not a curated record. The transcript is spliced from 5 exons. Bases 1 to 1974 code for a protein of 657 amino acids. NCBI's taxonomy places the organism in Eukaryota, Fungi, Ascomycota, Sordariomycetes, Xylariales, Hypoxylaceae. Gene Ontology annotation, biological process: endoplasmic reticulum to Golgi vesicle-mediated transport; mitotic spindle assembly checkpoint signaling.